AUGGGCAUGUCCUUGGCGGAUCUGAGAAGAGUCGCGUGCGACGGUCAGGUGCCGCUUGAGCUGCUCAAGCCCAUGCUGCCGUUCCUCCUCGCGGCUCUCGACUUCCUCAGGAGCAUACCAAGGCUAACAUGGUCCACACUGGAAGGAAAUAUCAUAUUCUCUAUAGAGGACGAGUCGGAGCUCAAGGCUAUCGAAGAAGAUGAAAUAAGCGAGCCCUCUGCUCGAAAAGUCCACGGGGGCGAAGCUACCUUUUUGACCCGCCAGGUCUAUACAGAGAUCGGCACCCCGAAGCUGAUUGACUUGGGGGAGGCUCGCUUCGGGCAGGAUACCUAUGCCGAACAGGUCAUGCCGGAUCUUUACCGGGCUCCUGAGGUACUUCUGGGGUUGCCGUGGGAUGAAAAGAUUGGCAUCUGGGCUUUGGGGUUGACGAGCCUCCUCGAAAGGAGCGAGAAGACCAAUCAGUUCUUUGGCAAGCAUGAAGAGGAGGAGAAGCUUCUCGAUGGAGAAGAGAAGACGGAAUUCCUGCGAUUAAUUCGGCGUAUGCUGCAGUGGGACCCAGCCAGCCGGCCCUCUGCCACGGAGCUCCUCGACCUCAGCGUCGCUUUCUCACCUGACUGGACCGACCACCAUGGCACAAACGGCGACAUCAUAAUGCUGCAGCAAGAUCUCCUCGACACUCUGUUUCUGAAUCGAAAGGCACUGGCGGACGUUGGAGGGGGCGAGGCUGGCGCAGGAAACGUCCACACCAACACGGAAACACACCACCAGACUCGCGCCACCGAGGGAGGCAACAACAGGACGGUGACAGCUCUCGCGAUGAACAAGGACAUGGGCGGGCCAGGCGGGCCCGGCGAGGAGAAGUGCCCCGUCGACCACCGCAGCAGGGAGGCAUGGAUGGCGCAGGCAAGAGCUGCACAGGAGGCACAGGAGACACAGGCGCAGGCACAACCAACGACACCCCAAGCCUCGAAACCCACGAGCUCUGCAUGGCAAUGGCCACGGAUCCCAUUCCUCUCCCCCAGCACAUCUCCCUCUACGACACCGACAAGAACGGACCAAUCAUCACCACAACAACCACAAAAACAAGAACAUCUGCGCCAACAGCUCCCGCAACAUCGGGCAGACGGCAGCCUCGGCACAGACCGCGUCAUCUCGACCAUCCCGCGCUCCCAGUCGGCCGGCGCGACGAGCAGCGCCUGCCCCGUCAACCACGAGACCGAGACGGGCGCCGACGCCAAGACGGGCAACUGGGUCUACCCGAGCGAGAAGAUGUUCUUCGACGCCAUGAAGCGCAAGGGCCACGACACCCGCGCCGGCGACAUGAAGACGGUCGUGCCCAUCCACAACGCCGUCAACGAGAGGGCCUGGAAGGAGAUCCGCGAGUGGGAGAGGCCGUACGCCACCGAGACUUGCCCCCAGGGCCCCAUGCUCUACUCCUUCACCGGCCUCAGCACCACAAUGUCCCCCAAGGCCCGCCUCAACACCCUCCUCGGCUACACCGCCCCCUUCGACAGGCACGACUGGGUCGUCGACCGCUGCGGCACGAGGGUCGAGUACGUCAUCGACUUCUACGCCGGCCGCGCAGAUGGCGCAAGGGCCGCCGGGGGGAAGCCCAGCUUCUACCUGGACGUCAGGCCAAAACUAAACACGUGGGAGGGCGUCAAGAUGAGGGCCAGCAGGGCCGUGGGGCUGUCGUGA
Diaporthe citri is the source of this 1698-nucleotide messenger RNA. RefSeq lists its product as uncharacterized. Lineage: Eukaryota; Fungi; Ascomycota; Sordariomycetes; Diaporthales; Diaporthaceae. The transcript is spliced from 6 exons. Gene Ontology annotation, cellular component: mitochondrion. The record is from RefSeq and is a predicted model, not a curated record. Gene Ontology annotation, molecular function: protein kinase activity; holocytochrome-c synthase activity; ATP binding. Bases 1 to 1698 code for a protein of 565 amino acids. Gene Ontology annotation, biological process: cytochrome c-heme linkage; protein phosphorylation.